This is a messenger RNA of Oxyura jamaicensis (ruddy duck), 4000 nucleotides long. It is a transcript of the gene SPIRE1, whose product is annotated as spire type actin nucleation factor 1. The transcript is spliced from 18 exons. Gene Ontology annotation, cellular component: cell cortex; cytoplasmic vesicle membrane. NCBI's taxonomy places the organism in Eukaryota, Metazoa, Chordata, Aves, Anseriformes, Anatidae. Bases 175 to 2631 code for a protein of 818 amino acids. The record is from RefSeq and is a predicted model, not a curated record. Gene Ontology annotation, molecular function: actin binding. Gene Ontology annotation, biological process: actin filament polymerization; actin nucleation; cleavage furrow formation.
CGCCGGCCGCCCGCUGCCCGCCCGCCUGCCUGGGCCGGGCUGUCCGGCGGCCUGGCGGCACUGGCGGGGCGGGGAGGAUGAGCGCAGGGAGCAGCAGCAGCACAAGGAGGAGCAGCAGCAGCAGUGCAAGCAGCAGCAGCAGCAGCAGCGUUGGGCGCUGAGCCGCGGCAGGGCAUGGCGCUGCCGGGGGAGCGCGGCGCAGAGCCGCAGCCCGGCGCCUCCCGCCCCGCUGCCGCCGCCGACGAUGAGGACGGCGGCGGCGGAGAACCAGGAGGAGGAGGAGGAGGGCAACCGGAGGCGCUGUCGCUGGAGGAGAUCCUGCGGCUGUACAACCAGCCCAUCAACGAGGAGCAGGCGUGGGCCGUGUGCUACCAGUGCUGCGGCUGGCUGCGGGCCCGCGCCCGCCGCGGAGAGACCCCCGCGGGCAGGCCGGGGGCGGCCGCGCACCUCCGCGUCUGGAGGGACGGCGCCGUCAGCAUGGAGCGGGGCGAGCCCCAGCGGCCGCCCCACAGCGCCGCAGAUAAAUCAGGCCGGUUACACUGCACAGAAAUGGAGGUUAUCGAAUCCCUAGGGAUUAUUAUAUACAAAGCCUUGGACUAUGGUUUGAAGGACAAUGAAGAGCGGGAAUUAAGUCCUCCGCUGGAGCAGCUUAUAGACCACAUGACUAACACCACAGAAACUGAUGGGAGUAGAGAUGAAGGAUAUGAUGCUCUGGAUGAGGGAGUGGAGGACGAUGACGAUGAUGACAAAGCAGAAGUUGAGGCUAUUCAUUCCUACAAAGAUGUCAUGAAGCUGUGUGCUGCCCACCUGCCAACCCCAUCAGAGGCAGCGAACCACUAUCAAGCAGUAUGUCGGGCUCUGUUUGCUGAAACAAUGGAGCUGUACACUUUCUUGGCCAAAAUUAAAAGUGCAAAAGAGAAUCUGAAGAAGAUUCAAGAAAUGGACAAAGAGGCAAGUGAUGAAUCCAGCACAGAUCUUGAUGAGUUAAAGAAUGCUGACUGGGCUCGUUUUUGGGUACAAGUGAUGCGAGAUUUACGGAAUGGUGUCAAACUUAAGAAGGUUCAAGAGCGUCAGUACAACCCACUCCCCAUAGAAUAUCAGCUCACACCGUAUGAAAUGCUGAUGGAUGAUAUUAGAUCCAAACGCUAUACCUUAAGAAAGGUCAUGGUCAACGGUGACAUUCCACCUCGAUUAAAAAAGAGUGCCCAUGAAAUAAUCCUGGAUUUCAUCCGAUCACGACCUCCGUUAAAUCCUGCCUCUGCAAGAAAACUGAAACCAACCCCACCACGGCCACGCAGCCUUCACGAGAGGAUAUUGGAGGAAAUCAAGGCAGAGAGAAAGUUGCGUCCAGUCUCACCUGAUGAGAUCAGGCGUAGCAGACUUGCAAUGCGGCCUCUUAGCAUGUCUUACAGUUUUGACUUGUCAGAUGUAUCUGCGCCAGAGGCUGGAAGAAAAUUAGUGGAUGCCUCUGUAGCAAACGGUGGCCUGGCACCACAAGGAAAGCAGAAUGGGGCCGCACAAGUGACAGUACAACGAAAGAGACUCCUUAAGGCUCCCACGUUGGCUGAACUUGACAGCUCAGAAUCGGAGGAGGAAUCAGUGCAUAAAUCAACAAGUAGCAGCAGCAUCUCCCCCUCACAAGUGGAAGACCCCUCUCAGGAAGGCACCAGCAGCAGAAAGACGCCUCCAAAGUUCUUGCCCAUAUCAUCUACACCACAGCCAGAGAGACGGCAGCCACCUCAGAGACGACACUCCAUUGAAAAGGAAACACCAACCAAUGUGAGACAGUUUCUACCACCUUCAAAACAGAGCUCCAGAUCACUUGUUCCUAGGAUAACGAGUUUAUUUCCAAGGAUGACUUUCAGACCACUUUUUUCAACCAUGCAAACAGCUUCUCUGCUCAGCUCUCAUCCCGUUGAAGCAGCCAUGUGUGGGGUGGCAGGGGCUAUGUACUAUCUCUGUGAGAGAGCUUUUGCCAGCAGGUGGAAACCCGCAAAGGAGGAGUUCUGUUACCCGGUGGAAUGUCUGGCUCUGACGGUGGAGGAAGUCAUGCACAUCCGUCAGGUGCUGGUGAAGGCAGAGCUGGAAAAGUACCAGCAAUAUAAAGACGUCUACACCGCUCUCAAAAAAGGAAAGCUCUGCUUUUGCUGUCGAACAAGAAGGUUUUCUUUCUUUACCUGGUCUUACACUUGUCAGUUCUGUAAGAGGCCUGUGUGCUCACAGUGCUGCAAAAAAAUGCGAUUGCCAUCAAAGCCAUACUCUACUCUCCCCAUUUUCUCCCUGGGACCUUCUACCUUGCAAAGAGGAGAAAGUUUUAUGAGGCCAGAGAAACCUUCCACCAGUCACCACCGGUCACUGCGGAGCAUUCCCAGGUUGGCCUCAAGGUCCAAAUCCGUGGAUAAGUCCAGUGAAGAGCUGCAGUUUCCCAAAGAAUUAAUGGAGGACUGGAGCACGAUGGAGGUGUGCGUGGACUGCAAGAAGUUUAUUUCAGAAAUCAUCAAUUCAAGCCGGCGCAGCCUAUCUCUGGCCAACAAGCGAGCCAGGUUAAAAAGGAAAACGCAGUCCUUCUACAUGGCCUCGCCAGGAACCUCUGAAUACUGCCCCUCUGAAAGAACUAUCAAUGAGAUCUGAGCCUUGUGCCUUUUGCUUUGCUUUUGUCUUCAUGAGGUCAUCAUCCGUAAGAAAGGUCAUGAAAACUGGAUUCUCAUUCCGUUGCUUCGUUUCACUUGACAGGCUUGAAUUUGCAUUAGAUCACAGGAUUUCCUACUCCAAUGCUUUCCAGAGACACAGAAGGCUGUUUUUAUCUGUACAGAAUGGGAUGCAACGGGUCAGUACUGGAAGAAAAUGAGUAGUUUGAAAUUGUUGCCUCUUUUGUACAUGUGCAUUGAAACUAGAAAGCUUUUUCUUGCUUUCAGUCCUCUUUUUUUUUAACCAUUCUUUGAAUCAUUUUUCAGGAGAUGAGCGAAACAUGCUUGAUGGAGAACCAAAUCUAACAAAGUGUCAGUGUUAGCACGGUAGCAAACAGUAAGUCACAUUGGCAUUACCAGGCUAGUAAUGCUCACAUCCUAACUUAAACAACAAGGAGUCACAUCUCACACCAGGCACCUAGCGUGAGCGACUGUGGUCCAAGUCGGUCUUUCUCUGAACCAUUUCUGUUGCUCUGAGAUCGGGGUCCAGCACGGGACUUCACAGUGUCUGUGUACUGGGGAAAAUACGUGACAGCUGUCCGCCCGGGUGGCUGGCUGUUCCCCUGAGCUGCUGUACUUCCUAAGCCUUAGUGUUCUUCUGAGUGUCUCCUGAGCAGGUUUUAGUGGUUUACUUUCUGUCUCGAAUGUACGGUGAUGAUUACUGGUAGCCGUAAAUCUUAGUAGUAGACAGUUGUACAGCGUGUGGGGAGGAAAUAAGGGAGGCUUCUCAUUUUAACUGGGUACCUGUAAAGUUGUUCUCGUGGCUCCUCAGAGAAGAGGGUGGGUAAGGUGUACAUUUGUAUUAUAGUGCAGCACGCAAAUACUGCUAUCGUUAUGUCUGACAGCAUAUCCGCUGGUAGCCCCAUUUUUUCUGGGGUUUAUAACUUGGCUGUAAAAAUUGGGAUUCUGCUGAAAUUUGGGACGGUGCUGUCUCAGAUUGGGAGCAGUCUCUCUGUUCCCCCCCCCCAUCCCUUUUUUUCUUUCUUUUUCCCUUUUCAAUUUGCUCACAAAAGGACGCUAGCCUAGCUGGUUAGAAGUUCCAACGAUGGUACGCUGUUAACUGACAUCACAUGCUUUUUUUGCAUUUUUAUUUCUAUUUUCAAAGUACUUUUUUUAAAAAAAUGCAGGCGUAGCCAGAGUUCAGUCUAUAAUUUGGGGCCAGAUCGUUUUGGUAUUUCAAAACAAGCUAAUAUAGCCAAGUUAUUAAUACUUGAAAAUCAACUACUGUAACUUUUUCAUAAAUUUUUUAAUACCCUGAGGCGUAUUUAAUAUCUAUAUAGCAGUGUAUUAUAGAGUGACAUAGCAGAAAAAAA